Molecule: messenger RNA, 651 nt
Organism: Paramecium octaurelia
Lineage: Eukaryota; Ciliophora; Oligohymenophorea; Peniculida; Parameciidae
Source: the annotation of a GenBank genome assembly
AUGAACAUGAUUAACUUAGUCAGUAUUGAAUUUGAUUUUAACUGCAUGGGAUCGAUUAUAAUCUUAUAUUUAAUAUCUCAUUCGUUAGCGAUAAUAACUUUAAUAACAGAAUUUAAAAUUAAUUUUUUGUUUGUUUGCAAAUUGCCUAUAUGUAAUAUUCGAAUAUAACAAAUUGACAAUAACCUAUUAAUGGCUUUGAAUAGCAAUUAGAGAGAGAAGUAUUGGUUAGAAAGGAUUAAUAAUGAACUAAAACCAAAACUGCAUACUCUUUCUUCUUUUUAACAGGUUAGAAUUACUUAUAUAAUUUAAAAUAAAAAAAACUUCAUUUGGUCAUUAACAGGUAAGAAUAUUUAAAGGGUAAUUCAGAUAAAUAUUUUUGUAAGUUAGUGUCUUUGCUUUAAAAAUUUUGUGAUAAUUAAUUAUGAUAUCCAUAAAAAUAAACUUUCUUAACUUUUAUCAGUAAUUUAAAAAAGAUCUUAAUUUUAGAUGACAAAUCAGCUUAAUAUUUUUACGAGUUAAAGAUUUUAGUCUUAAAAACUUCAGACCGUUUAAUUAAUGAAUAAUAUAUGCAAAUAAUUAAAUAGAUAUAUAACCUUGAAAACUUUACUAAAGACAUUUAAAUAUUAGUGUAAAUCGCCUUUAAUCACUUGA